CCGUUGGCUGCUCAACGCGAAACCAAAAACACACACAAAAAAAGUUGGAGUGAAAGCGGCUAGAUAUCACGUGUACAAGAGAGCUCAAAAGGGCGACUUAAAUUGAACAAGCAGCAUGUACAAAAAAAGACAAUUUUAAUUGCCCAUGUAGGCGGUAAGAGAUAUCAACUAAGCAACGAUGAGAGGGCCGACCAACGAAAAGAGAGAACAAUUGUGUAUGAGAGGCGGUAGUAAUGCAGGUAAACUUCUGGAACAAGAGCACCGGUAUGCUCUAGUGAAAGAAGGGUCUGUGUAUACGAUGGAGGCGAGGGAGAAGGAGAAAAGGACUCAUGGGAAAAUAAGACUGGUGUUUAUGGUGUCUGCGUUGUCUGGGAUUCAACAGCAGCAAAAGGGCGUGCACAAAGUCUCUUAAUUGUGUGCUGAUCUCAGGGACUCUUCGAUAAAAAAGGAGAAGGAUGGUCCCAGGAACACCGACUGCUAAUGGACUGGCUGGUUAUAUGGUUUACACGAUGUACUCAUGUCCGCAUCGGUGCCGU
This is a messenger RNA of Gamsiella multidivaricata, 536 nucleotides long. RefSeq lists its product as uncharacterized. The record is from RefSeq and is a predicted model, not a curated record. The transcript is spliced from 2 exons. NCBI's taxonomy places the organism in Eukaryota, Fungi, Mortierellomycota, Mortierellomycetes, Mortierellales, Mortierellaceae. The coding region runs from base 179 to 412 and encodes 77 amino acids.